Molecule: messenger RNA, 3223 nt
Organism: Harpegnathos saltator (Jerdon's jumping ant)
Lineage: Eukaryota; Metazoa; Arthropoda; Insecta; Hymenoptera; Formicidae
Gene: GlyS
Product: glycogen [starch] synthase
Exons: 12
Coding region: 409-2487 (692 amino acids)
Biological process (GO): glycogen biosynthetic process
Cellular component (GO): cytoplasm
Molecular function (GO): alpha-1,4-glucan glucosyltransferase (UDP-glucose donor) activity
Source: RefSeq, a predicted model, not a curated record
AGGAUUUUUCCCGAACUGAAGAUUGAACUUUGUCUGUCUCGGAAAAAGAAAAAUAAGUCCUCGAAAAAAUCGGUCGAAUCGUCAACGAAUCCCACAAUCCACACAUUCAUUAUUCUCUAUUUUUAACAUUUAAUCUGAUAUGGGCUUUACGCGAUAGGAAAUGUUAUUGACCCUCGGAUUGGAGAUAAAUUCGCCGGCCACGGUGCGUGCUUGCCGUAGGAUGAUGAUGAUGAUGAUGAUGAAAGCCGCGGCGCGGUCCGAUAAUACAGAUAAGGUUCCCCCUCCCUCGCACCUGUUAUUCAACACACUCGAAUCCGACGUUCCGGGCGAGAGACGCACGUGGUCGCACGCCGAAGAAGAAAUUGUGUCUCUAUGUGACUGAUUAUAAUUGCAGAGUAAGCGAAGAAAAUGUCAAGGGAGCGCGCUUCCAGACGAUUUUACCGUAUAGACAGUACCAAUGAUCUGUUCGAGUUUAUGGACCGCGGCUACACUGCCCAGAAUGAGAAUCGGUGGAACUUCGAAGUCGCUUGGGAAGCCGCCAACAAAGUCGGUGGAAUCUAUACGGUGAUAAGGUCCAAGGCCUACGUGUCGACGGAAGAAAUGGGCGAUCAAUAUUGUCUGAUUGGCCCGUACAAGGAGACCUCGGCGCGCACCGAGGUUGAGGAGAGCGACUUCCUGCCGCACAAUCCUCUCAAUCAAACGGUGCAGAAGAUGCGCGAUCAAGGUUACAAAGUGAUAACGGGGACCUGGCUGGUGGAUGGGAAUCCCCAAAUCAUCUUGUUCGACAUCGGGAGCGCCGCCUGGAAGUUGGACGAGUAUAAACAGGAGUUAUGGGACACUUGCCACUUUGGUAUACCCCAUCUCGACAUCGAAGCUAAUGACGCUGUUAUAUUUGGAUACUUGAUUUGCCAAUUCAUCGCCGAGUUUAGAAAGGCGGCGGAAGGGUACUCAUCCAUCGCUCCGAGGGUGGUCGUGCACUGUCACGAGUGGCAAGCUGGUGUCGGGCUGAUCGCUCUGCGAACGAGACACGUGGACGUGGCCACGGUGUUCACCACUCACGCCACCCUCUUGGGCAGAUACCUCUGCGCCGGAAAGACCGACUUCUACAACAAUCUGGAUAAGUUCAGCGUCGAUGAGGAAGCUGGUAAGCGACAGAUAUAUCACAGAUACUGCAUGGAACGCGCGGCGACGCACUUGGCGCACGUGUUCACGACGGUGUCCGACAUCACCGGCUUCGAGGCCGAGCACUUGCUCAAACGCAAACCGGACAUUAUCACGCCGAACGGGCUGAAUGUGAAGAAGUUUGCGGCGCUGCACGAAUUUCAGAAUUUACACGCUAUCAGCAAAGAGAAGAUACACGAGUUCGUGCGUGGCCACUUUUAUGGACAUUACGACUUCGACUUGGAUAAAACCCUGUACUUUUUCAUCGCCGGUCGGUACGAAUUUGGGAACAAGGGUGCCGAUAUCUUCAUCGAAGCCUUGGCCAGAUUGAACCACUACUUGAAAACGUCGAGGCCCGACUUGACCGUGGUCGCUUUCCUCAUUUUUCCCGCGAGAACCAAUAACUUUAACGUCGAAUCUCUCCGUGGCCACGCAGUAACGAAAUCCUUGCGAGAUACCAUUAACGAUAUACAACAGAAAAUAGGAAAACGGAUGUACGAAUUAUGCCUUUCUGGUCGUAUGCCGGAAGCCGAAGACUUGUUACAGAAAGAGGAUACUAUUAAGAUCAAACGGUGUCUUUACGCGCUCCAGAGGAAUGGAUUACCACCUAUCACGACACACAACGUUAUUGACGACUAUAACGAUCCGGUGUUGAAUUCCAUUAGGAGAUGCAAUCUCUUCAACACCGUCCACGAUCGUGUCAAGAUAGUAUUCCAUCCGGAGUUUCUCUCGUCGACGAACCCGCUGUUUGGCCUCGACUACGAGGAGUUCGUCAGGGGCUGCCACUUGGGCGUGUUCCCCUCAUAUUACGAGCCGUGGGGAUACACGCCGGCUGAAUGCACGGUUAUGGGCAUUCCAAGUAUCACGACGAAUCUGUCAGGUUUCGGAUGCUUCAUGCAGGAGCACAUAGCGGACCCGAUGAGCUACGGCAUCUACAUCGUCGACAGACGCUUCAUCAGCCUGGAGAACAGCGUGCAACAGCUCGCACAGUACAUGUUCGACUUUGCGCGACUCAGUCGUCGGCAGCGCAUCAUUCAGAGGAACCGCACAGAGCGUCUCAGCGACCUUCUCGACUGGCGUAAUCUCGGCAUUUAUUAUCGUCAAGCGAGAAUCAAAGCACUGAUCACUGUGUAUCCGGAGCUCCAGUCGGAGUACGCGGAGGGCGGUGUCGGUCGAUUCACUUAUCCGCGACCGAUCAGCGAACCACCGUCGCCGUUGUCUUCGCGCCAUACGACACCGGCUGCGUCCGUACACGGGUCCGACGAUGAGGACGAAGUUGAUGAUGAGAAGGAGCUAGCGGAACUACGAUAUCCAAGCAAUAACUAAAACAAUGGGAUGGAAAUCGACAUGGAGGGAAAGAGAGAGAGAGAGAGAGAGAGAGAGAGAGAGUGAAAGGGAGAGAGCGGUAAGCAAUCACAAGCGACAAGCGAUCACGUGCGCGAUGAAAUGCAAAGCAAUAUAACGAAGAGAAAAUUGCAUGACAGUAGUGCCAAAAUCUUAGUCGAGGCUCCUUCGCGGAGUGGAAUGUAUAUACGUAUCUAUGUGUUUGAAUGUUUCUGACAAAAGUUUUGAAGAUAUCUUCGUCUCGUUGGCGUCGUCCACACUGCCUCACGUGCGAAAUGCAAGAGAUUUAGCAAAGUCAAGAGAGAAUCGCAGCAAUACUUGCAACACGGCUCACAAUCGUAGCAAUCAUGUGUUUUAGAAGUAACAGUAAUAUUUAUUACAUUUAUAGCUUUAUUCGUUAACGGCGCAUAACUCGCUUUGUCCGUCUAUCAUCUAAAUUUCUGAUCGUGCACGCCACGUUCAGACAAUGUUAUUAUUACUAUUAUCGCUAUUAUUAUACAUAUCGCGGCCAAAAGUUGGAGUGCGCGAAAGAAAGAAGAAGAAGAAGACAAUAUUCGUCCCUGUACAUGCAUCAUACGUCCCACGCACAUCGCGCUUCACACUUGUUCGUAUGGCAAUAUAGUCAGUGAAUUUGUAUACAUAUUGUAAUUAUGCGGUGUGAAAAUGGAAUAUGUUCCUAUCAUGUAUAGAAACAAUAAUAUUUUUAUUAGAAUUGGCA